Molecule: messenger RNA, 4717 nt
Organism: Populus nigra (black poplar)
Lineage: Eukaryota; Viridiplantae; Streptophyta; Magnoliopsida; Malpighiales; Salicaceae
Product: translocase of chloroplast 159, chloroplastic-like
Exons: 1
Coding region: 251-4147 (1298 amino acids)
Biological process (GO): protein targeting to chloroplast
Cellular component (GO): chloroplast outer membrane
Molecular function (GO): GTP binding; GTPase activity
Source: RefSeq, a predicted model, not a curated record
AAGAGACAAAACCUAAAUCCCCCCGUCUCAUGCAAUGAAUCCACAUGUCCUGUUGUUAAGCGGCAUCAUCACAAUUCGGCAAACCUGAAACAACAGCAAAAGCAAAAACCCUAUCUCUUAUUCCUUCCCCACCAACACAACCCUAUCUCCUUGCCCUGCCUCACCAGACCAGAGAUUUUCCUUGCUUUGGCAUUUAUGUGUGUGCUGUUAUACUGUGUUUGCUGAUAUAUAAAAAAAAGAACUUGAAGCCAUGGCCUCAAAGAUCCACGUCCCUGUUUCCACAACACAAGGAACCCCACCUUCACUACCAUCAUCCACAGGUUUUCUCCCUAUCCGAGCUCCUAUAACUGUUGAUGAUUUUCAAUCAGAUGGUUAUAAAACUGACACCUCUGAUAGCGACAUUGGCAGUAGUCGUAGUGGUACUGGUAGUAAUAUUGAUAAUGGGUUUGUGAGUGGUGAAGAAGAGUUUGAUUCUGCAUCCGAGAGGCCUUUUGUAGGCGACCCAGAUGAGGAAAACAGUGAAGAGGAUGAUUUUGGUGGCGUGUAUCGGGUUUCUAGGCCUUUUGUGGCUGACCCAGAUGAAGAAAUUUCAGUUCUUGAGGAGGUAGAGGAGGAGGAGGAGAGUGGUGUAAAUGAUGAAUUUAUCCCUGUUGUUGGGUUGGACAGUGCGAAUUCGAAUGGAAUUAGGCCUAUUGCUCAGUUGUCAAUGGAUGAUGAUGAAUUUGAUAAGGUGACUGGUGAUGUGGGAAUGGUGAGUGAAGUGGACGAUGGAAGCUUUUCAGGUGUUGUCAACGUUCCUAGUUUUGGGGCUCAAGAGAUUGUGGAUGUUGCACCUCUAGUUAAGGUGCUGGAUAUUGAAGAAGAUAAAGAAGAUGGGUUAUUGGUUCAGAGUAAUUCUUCUUCUGAUGACAACAAAUCUAGGCUGUCAACGGAGAGGGAUUUUGGAGCUGAUAGUUGUGUUUUGGGUCCUAAAGAUGCGGUUGUGAGAAAUGGUUCUGCUAAUGACUCUGGUUCAGUUAAAUUGGUCGAGGACUAUGGUCAUGUUGUAACAGUUACUCAGCCCACGAACUUGUGGGUGAAUGGUGAUUCUCCUGAAAACUCCAAAGGUGAUAAAAUGGAAGAUGUGCGAGAAAGCAAUACAAAUUCCUCUGGUAUCAAAGAUGAAGCAAACCGUGAUUCAGAAACAAUAGGAGGACAAAAAGGCUUACUUUCUCCUGAAAACUUCGAAGGUGAUAAAAUGGAAGAUGUGCGAGAAAGCAAUACAAAUUCCUCUGGUAUCAAAGAUGAAGCAAACCGCGAUUCAGAAACAAUAGGAGGACAAAAAGGCUUACUUUCUCCUGAAAACUUCGAAGGUGAUAAAAUGGAAGAUGUGCGAGAAAGCAAUACAAAUUCCUCUGGUAUCAAAGAUGAAGCAAACCGCGAUUCAGAAACAAUAGGAGGACAAAAAGGCUUACUUUCUCCUGAAAACUUCGAAGGUGAUAAAAUGGAAGAUGUGCGAGAAAGCAAAACAAAUUCCUCUGGUAUCAAAGAUGAAGCAAACCGUGAUUCAGAAACAAUAGGAGGACAAAAAGGCUUACUUUCUGAUGAUGACAUUGAAGAGUUAAUUUUUGGUGGCUCUGGAACAACCAAGCUCAUCAUGAAUGAAUUAGAGCAAAAUUCAGCCUUCUCUUCCCCCCCAGGUAUUGAAGCUUAUGAUGAUCAUCCGCAGACGAUAGAUGGAGAGAUUACUAUUGACUCAGAUGAAGAUACAGACUCAGAUGAAGAAGCAGACGUAGUUAGAGAGCCAGUAGGAAAACAGUUAUUUGAUUCUGCUGCAUUUGCUGCUCUUUUAAAAGCAGCAACUGGUGCUGAAUUGGAUGGAGGCAGAAUAGCACUAAGCUCUGUUGAUGGUUCUGGAUUAUUUUCUCUUGAAAAUCCUGCUGGUUCAGGUUUCCAGUUUCGCACAAGGAGACAUGCUCCCCCACCAGAUAUGGUAAAGCGUACUUUAAGUGAAGAAGAAAAGAAGAUUUUAGAGAAGAUACAGCACAUAAGGGUGAAGUUCUUGAGGCUUGUCCAGCGACUACGACAGUCUCCUGAAGAUUCUAUAGUUGAAUCAGUGCUACAUCGGCUGGACCCAGAUGAAGGGAGACGUGUUAGUCGAGAGUUUAGCCUUGAAACUGCUAAGAGUAUGGCCAUGCAGCUUGAAGCAGAGGGCAAAGAUGAUUUAAACUUCUCUUUGAACAUUUUGGUUCUCGGGAAAACUGGAGUGGGGAAGAGUGCCACCAUUAAUUCUAUUUUUGGUGAGAAGAGAGUUGAGAUCAAUGCGUUUGCACCUGCCACAACUAGGGUUAAUGAGAUUGUUGGAACAGUUGAUGGAGUUAAAAUCAGAAUCAUCGACACACCAGGUCUCAGGUCCUCUGUAAAGGAAGAGGCUACCAACCGGAAAAUACUAGCAUCUGUAAAAAAGCUGAUUAAAAAGUUUCCUCCAGAUGUUGUCCUCUAUGUUGACCGGUUAGACACCCAUGAUAGAGAUCGCAAUGAUUUGCUGUUGUUAAGUUCGCUUUCCAGAACUCUAACUUCAUCAAUAUGGAAAAAUGCAAUUGUCACUCUGACGCAUGCCACUUCUCCUCCUCCUGAUGGACCAUCUGGGUCAUCCCUAGCCUUUGAGGUGUAUGUUGCUCAACGAUCUCAUGUUAUCCAGCAAGCAAUCAGCCAAGGAGUUGGUGAUUCGUACCUGAUGCAUCCGAGUAUGAAGCAUCCGGUGUCUCUUGUUGAGAAUCAUUCUUUGUGCCUGAAGAACGAGAACGGAGAAAAUGUCCUCCCUAAUGGACAAAGCUGGAGACCCCAAUUAUUACUGCUGUGUUACUCACUGAAGGUUUUGUCUGAAGCAAGUUCUAUAUCCAAGCCUCAAGAUCUUAUUGACCACAAGAAGCCUUUUGGUUUACGGCUCCGCUCUUUACCUCUACCCCACCUCGUGUCUUCUCUGUUGCAUUCUCGCCCUCAUCUAAAACUCCCUACUGAUCUGGGUGAUGAGGACAUUGAUUCAGACAUGGACUUGGUUGACCUCCCUGAUUCGGAUGCAGAAGAUGAGGAUGAAUAUGACCAGCUUCCACCAUUCAAGCCUUUGAGGAAAUCUCAGGUUCAGAAGCUCAGCAAAGAGCAAAAGAAAGCUUAUUUUGAGGAGUAUGAUUAUCGGGUGAAACUCCUUCUAAAGAAGCAGUGGAGAGACAAUUUGAAAAGGCUGAAGGAGAUAAAGAAGAGAGGCAAAGAUUGCAGUAAUGACAUUGGGGAAGAUGUGGACCAGGAAGAUGAAGGUCCAGCAUCAGUGCCUGUGCCUCUGCCUGACUUUGUCCUCCCACAAUCGUUUGACAGUGACAAUCCUUCAUACAGGUACCGAGCUUUGGAGCCUGCAUCACAGUUUCUUGUCAGGCCAGUUUUGGAUGCCCAGGGCUGGGAUCAUGAUUGCGGAUAUGAUGGUGUUAACAUCGAAAGUAAUCUUGCUAUUGCUGGUCAGUUUCCUGGUGCAUUUACAGUUCAAAUCACAAAAGAUAAGAAAGACUUCAAUAUCCAAUUAGAUUCUUCAAUUUGCGCUAAGCAUGGGGAAAAUGGAUCAACUAUGGCGGGAUUCGACAUCCAGACUAUUGGAAGGCAGCUUGCUUAUAUCUUGCGAAGUGAGACCAAACUCAAAAAGUUUAAGAUGAACAAAUCAUCAGCCGGGAUAUCUGUUACUCUACUAGGUGAAAAUGUAGUCACUGGAUUCAAGAUUGAGGAUCAGAUUGCAGUUGGAAAGCGCUUGGCUUUGGUGGGAAAUGCUGGCACUGUGAGAUCAGGUAACGAUACUGCCUAUGGAGCCAACUUUGAAGUGCGGCUCAAGAGUAAAGAUUUUCCUAUAGAGCAGGACCAAUCCACUUUAGGUCUGUCCUUGAUGAAGUGGAGGGGUGAUUUAGGUCUGAUGGCCCAUUUACAGUCUCAAUUCUCCAUUGGUCGGAAUUCCAAAAUGGCUGUCCAUGUUGGAAUGAACAAUAAGCGAAGUGGCCAGAUCUCCAUCAAGACGAGCAGCUCGGAACUGCAAGCUGCACUUAUUGGUAUUGUGCCAAUUGCAGUGUCCAUCCUUCAGAGUAUUUAUCCUGGUUCUAAUGCAGGAUGCACAAAUAUACUAGAUCAUUGAGUGCUUUUUCCCAGUUUAAUCAGUGCUAUUAGUCAUCACCUGGGUUUUCAUGGGGAAAUAAACUUUGGUGUUGUGCCAAUUGCAGUGUCCUUCAUCCUUCAGAGUAUUUAUCCUGGUUUGAAUGCAGGACACUCAAAUAUACGAGAUUAUCAAGUGCUUUUUUCCAGUUUAAUCAGUGCUAUUAAUCAUCACCCAAGUUUUCAUAGGGAAAUAAACUUUCAGCAAAGGCUAUUCACUGUCUUGCAUAUGCUCAUGUUCACAACAGCUUCGUUCAGUCUUCUGUACAUUUUAUUUAUUUAUUAGGCUUACCAAGUUGUUACAUUAUGAGAUGAAGACUACAUAUAGUGCUCUAUGAAGUGGCUUGUUAACUCUUUUGAUUCUUGUUUUUACUAGUUAUCUUAAUUAAUAUGUGAAAGAGCAUAUAGGAAUGUGAAACACAAAAUUAAAAGGACUUGGUUCAUUGUAUUUUUUGACAGUGGUUUACUGCUGUAUACUUAACACCAGCCAAGUUUAUUUGUAUUUUAAUUCCAGCUAGCUAUUUAUAUAAUAUACAGUAUUGCCUUGGAUUCA